Thunnus maccoyii (southern bluefin tuna) is the source of this 2921-nucleotide messenger RNA. RefSeq names its product vitamin D3 receptor A. Gene Ontology annotation, molecular function: nuclear receptor activity; zinc ion binding; vitamin D response element binding. The transcript is spliced from 10 exons. The record is from RefSeq and is a predicted model, not a curated record. Gene Ontology annotation, cellular component: nucleus. Gene Ontology annotation, biological process: positive regulation of transcription by RNA polymerase II; cell differentiation; negative regulation of transcription by RNA polymerase II. Bases 619 to 1881 code for a protein of 420 amino acids. NCBI's taxonomy places the organism in Eukaryota, Metazoa, Chordata, Actinopteri, Scombriformes, Scombridae.
UGAUAAUAACUUCAGUGACAUUUCUCACCAUCUCUUCUGUCUCCAUUUCUGCAGACAAGAAAACGCCCUGGACAUCCCGAGCGCCAGAAUAUAUGAUAAAUUAUUUUCUUCUGUGUAAUUAUGUGAUUUGUUUUGUUGUAUUAACUGUUAUUUUGGACGAAAUUGUUUACUAUAUAUCAGGCUGUCUGCUACGUCACGACACACCCCUAUAUGGUAGGGAGACAGCUGGAGACUCAGCUCGAGACUGAUAAGCGUCUCGACCAAUGGGAACCAACACUAUUACCGAGUGGAGAGCUGUGAUUGGACACUGGGAGGAUUAUAUAUAUGUAUAGAUAUGCCUGACUGCUAAAAUGUGGGGGCGGGACUAUGGAGAAGCGCUGUCCAUCUAUGUUGAUACAGAUCUAAAAAACUGGACUAACACAGUGUCUGCUUACGUUGCUCUUCGCAUGGACUAAUUUUUGUUUUAUACCGAGGAAAAGUUUUUCAGCGUGGGGAAAUUGUUAAAAAGCCACCCUUCAACUCCACUGGCUCGGAAAAUUUGGCGACCUGGCUCCAACAUUUGGGGCCCCCUCUGCCUCUACUACUGCACAAAGUGAAGGUUGAUAUGCCACAUCAGUGAUGGAGCCCAUGACGGUGACGACGUCGGUGGUCGGACCGGACGAGUUCGACCGCAACGCCCCGCGGAUCUGCGGCGUGUGCGGCGACAAGGCCACCGGCUUCCACUUCAACGCCAUGACCUGCGAGGGCUGCAAGGGGUUCUUCAGGCGCAGCAUGAAGCGUAAAGCCUCCUUCACCUGUCCGUUUAAUGGAAGCUGCACCAUCACCAAGGACAACCGGCGUCACUGCCAGGCCUGUCGUCUCAAACGCUGCAUUGACAUCGGCAUGAUGAAAGAGUUCAUCCUGACAGAUGAGGAGGUUCAGAGAAAGAAGGAAAUGAUAUUGAAGAGGAAGGAGGAGGAGGCAGCCAGGGAGGCAAUGAGGCCACGGCUGAAUGAUGAGCAGGCUCGCAUCAUCUCCAGCCUGGUGGAAGCUCACCACAAGACCUACGAUGCCUCCUAUUCUGACUUCUCCCGCUUUAGGCCUCCAGUGCGUGAAGGCCCAGUAACACGCAGUGCCAGCAGAGCCGCCUCCCUUCACUCUUUGUCUGAUGCCUCCUCUGACUCAUUCAACCACUCACCUGAGUCGGUGGACACCAAGAUGAACUUCAGCAACCUGUUAAUGAUGUACCAGGACGGUGCUAGUAGUCCAGACUCCAGUGAGGAGGACACAAAGCUUUCCAUGCUGCCCCACCUGGCUGACCUGGUCUCCUACAGCAUCCAGAAGGUCAUAGGGUUUGCCAAGAUGAUCCCAGGCUUCAGAGAGCUGACAGCAGAAGACCAAAUCGCUCUGUUGAAGUCGAGUGCCAUUGAGAUCAUUAUGCUGCGUUCUAACCAGUCCUUCAGUCUUGAGGACAUGUCCUGGAGCUGUGGAGGACCUGACUUCAAAUACUGCAUCAAUGAUGUUACAAAGGCGGGUCACACUCUGGAGCUGUUGGAGCCACUGGUGAAGUUCCAGGUUGGUCUCAAGAAACUCAACCUGCAUGAGGAAGAACACGUACUGCUCAUGGCCAUCUGCCUGCUCUCCCCAGAUCGUCCCGGUGUCCAGGACCACGCCCGCAUCGAGCAGCUUCAGGACCGUCUGUCAGAGGCGCUGCAGGCCUACAUCCGAGUCAACCACCCAGGCGGACGCCUCCUCUACGCCAAGAUGAUCCAGAAGCUGGCCGACCUGCGCAGCCUGAACGAGGAGCACUCCAAGCAGUACCGCUCGCUCUCCUUCCAGCCUGAGCACAGCAUGCAGCUCACCCCUCUGGUGCUGGAAGUGUUUGGCAGCGAGGUGUCAUAGCAGAGGCGGAGGCAUGUGUGCAUACAUACACACACUCAACACACACAAGAUGAUUAACCAACCCUUACCGCCUUUCCCCCAGAAAACCCCAGCCUUGAUACAACCCUGGACAUGUGGGAGAAAGAUGGAUUAUGAGAUAGAUAGACAGUAACCUUCACCUCUUUAUCAUCUGCCAUACUCCUUCUCUUCCUCCUCACCUCAAGCAGCAAGACUCAAAUGCCUGGACCUCUGGAUUUAUGGAUAUGACACCUGAAUAUGCUGUGGAUUUCUGCAGCACUUGGAUAACCAGAUAUAUAUAUUUUGACCUCUGGAUUUGCAAACACAGUACGGUAUUACAUUUCAUUAUCACGCAGAUAUCCUGACUCAUUGACAUCUGGAACAGACGGAUCUCUCCACAUCCACAAACUCCUCAUCACCACCUUACCGGGCAUCACUGCUAAAUUCCUUACAUUGUUUUCCCAGUGUGAUGGAUGGAUGUGACUCCCACAUCCUUUUUACCAUGGUCCUUAUUACAUUGCUCCAUGUUCACAUCAUUGCAAUGUCAGAUUGGAAUAGAUACACAGAUUUACAUUUAUUAACCAUGCUGGCACUUGUGAGGUACAGCUACUUUGUUAGUGUUAAAUAGCUAAAAGCUAUUGUUGAUUUACAGUUUGUUGACAGCAAAGAUAUCCAAAUAUAUUCAACAUCAACAUGGCUAAGCUUACAAUAAUGUAACUGAAAUACUUGGCUUACUGGUUUAAAAAUACUUUAUAAGAUCAGAGUCUAGCAGGUGUGUUUUCCUGCUUAGCUCUCUGUAUCUGUGUAUGUUCAAGGAGAGGUCUCAGAUGGUUAGCUGAAGUUAGGAAAGCGAGUUAAAGUAGGAAACGUUUCAGUUUGCGAAUGGUGGGAAGAAAUACCUCUGGUGGAGUAAGAAAAGGAGGUUGGAUUGAUGGUGAGAGUCGCUACGGUUGAAAUUCCUUGUUCAUUCACAAGACAAAAGGGUAUUUCACAAAUCAAGAAUGUAUGUAUAAUGCUAUAUAAAUAUUAAAUGAUAUGUAUAA